GUCGGACCGGAAACAUACAUGAAAGUCAUACAUAUGUACACAUGGGUUUAGAAGGGUUUAUUAACCAAAACAAUAUUUAUGCAGCUAACACACACACACGAAGAAACACUAACACACACAGUAGCUGUAAAUUAUAGUGUUGUAUUUUGAAUUGUAUUUUGAAAUUGAACGGAAGUUGGCGAGUGUGACCGUUAGCUCGUCGGUAGCCUAUAGCUGUGUUUUGUUACGUCGGCCCAGAGCUGUCAUCUUUGCUAGCUAGUGCUUUAGCAAUUGAACAGUUGUGUCAUGUAAACAACGACCCGCUAGGUCACAACUUAGGGUUGUAAACACGUGCGCUUGUUUAAAUAUCCCCCUUUGGUGAGGGUCGGAGAAAAGAAAUCUGUGGGAAUCUCAGAAGGAGAUGAAAUGACAACGUCAACAUUGCAGAAAGCGAUUGAUCUCGUCACCAAAGCCACAGAAGAAGAUAAGGCAAAGAACUAUGAAGAGGCCUUGCGCCUGUAUCAGCAUGCUGUGGAAUAUUUUCUACAUGCCAUCAAAUACGAGGCCCACAGUGACAAGGCGAAGGAGAGCAUACGAGCAAAGUGUAUGCAGUAUCUGGACAGAGCGGAGAAACUAAAAGACUACCUGAAGAACAAAGACAAACAGGGCAAAAAGCCUGUUAAGGAGGCACAGAGCAAUGACAAGAGUGAUAGUGACAGCGAGGGUGAAAACCCAGAGAAGAAGAAACUGCAGGAGCAGCUUAUGGGUGCUAUUGUAAUGGAGAAGCCCAAUGUCAGGUGGAACGAUGUGGCUGGACUGGAGGGGGCUAAGGAGGCCUUAAAAGAAGCAGUCAUCUUGCCCAUUAAAUUUCCUCAUCUCUUCACAGGAAAGCGGACUCCGUGGAGAGGCAUCCUGCUGUUUGGUCCCCCAGGUACAGGAAAGUCAUACUUAGCCAAGGCUGUGGCCACUGAGGCCAACAACUCCACGUUCUUCUCGGUUUCCUCCUCAGAUCUCAUGUCCAAGUGGCUGGGAGAGAGUGAAAAACUUGUGAAGAACCUAUUUGACUUGGCUCGCCAACACAAGCCCUCAAUCAUCUUCAUUGAUGAGGUGGAUUCACUCUGUGGCUCCAGGAAUGAGAAUGAGAGCGAGGCUGCCCGUCGCAUAAAGACAGAGUUCCUGGUCCAGAUGCAGGGCGUGGGGAACAACAAUGAUGGGAUCCUGGUGCUAGGAGCCACCAACAUCCCCUGGGUGCUAGAUGCUGCCAUUCGCAGAAGAUUUGAGAAGCGUAUCUACAUCCCUCUUCCUGAGGAGCCAGCUCGGGCUCAGAUGUUCCGUCUGCAUCUGGGCAACACACCACACAGCCUAAGCGAGGCCGACUUGCGGCAGCUUGCUCGCAAAACAGAUGGCUACUCUGGAGCAGACAUAAGCAUUAUUGUUCGCGAUGCUCUGAUGCAGCCUGUUAGGAAGGUCCAGUCAGCCACACACUUCAAAAAGGUUCGUGGCCCAUCCAGAAGCAACAACCAGGUCAUGGUGGAUGACCUUCUGACUCCAUGUUCCCCUGGGGACCCUGCAGCCAUAGAGAUGACCUGGAUGGAUGUACCUAGUGAUAAGCUACUUGAGCCCAUAGUCUGCAUGUCGGACAUGCUGCGCUCGCUAUCCACCACCCGCCCUACAGUUAACACUGAAGACCUUCUGAAGGUCAAGAAGUUUACAGAAGACUUUGGGAUGGAGGGCUGACAGACAGUGUUCCCAGGCUUCCUUCCAGAGUCCAUCCGAAGGGUCAUACCAGACUGCUCCCAACAACUCAUGUCCUCUCUACUGCUCUACCAUCAUCUGUCUGCUGAGGACUUGGUUCACUGUCUCUUGUGGAUUGGAAAUCACUGACUGGUCUGUUUGAACAUGGACAUAGAACCCUAGUUUUCCUGUCUUCUGAUCACCAGGUCCAGUAGUUUUGAAUCCUUGAAGGAUUUUCACCAAAAGCACCAUAGAAACCCUGGUGUGGUUUGGUAGUUGGAUAUUUAUGACAAUGUUUUGUUUCAGCCGCUACGACAUAUUCACUACAACAGAUUUCCUUCUAACCUGCAUAGAUGCGAGGAAAACCGCAUCACAUGUUUCCCUCUCCAAGCUGAGUCCAUGUCUGACUGAACGACUGUAUAUUUUGUUGCCGCUGUGCACUUUGCUUUGCAUCAUAAUGGAAGACAGUGACGGUGAAAGAAGUUCUGACAGGCAUGUUUGUGAAAACAUCUGUAUUGUUUUUUGAAGGUUGUGUUAAUGCUUAUGUGUAAAUGUUAGAAGCCCUGUUAUUUUAUUUGGUGUGCGUGCGUGCGUGCGUGCGUGCGUGUCCUGUACCUCUACUAACAGCUGUGUGAGCUGCACAGUCAUUGUCAGUAUUUACAACACACAGAUGGAAGGAUUUGUUUUUCAUCUCUACCAAGUAGAUUUCAAAAACCUCACACGGUCCUGUUGUUAACUUUGAGCUUUUGAUCACAUCAAACCCUGGAUAGAUUUUAAGUGACAUAAACGAACCAGUGAUGAGGCUAAAAGCUCCACAACCUGAAAAUGUGAUUGUGUUUGCUGGGUUUUUCAGCUACAGGAAGAAACCUGAACCUCCGAGCAGCAAAGCUCCAGUUCAUUGAAGUAUGUGAAUGACCCCAGCAUCUCUUUAAUCUGGACAGUUUUUCUGUGACAUGCCGGGUUCUACCAGUGUUACACUGCUACACACUUUAUCACACAACUUCACUCAGUUUACACAUGAAGCAUUUCUUCAGUGGAGGUGUCAUCCUGUCUGGUUUCACCGUGGGAAGCAGACCCACUGUCCUGCACGCUGAGGUCCAGGCAGCCAAAGCGUUUCAGUUCCCUCUGGUCAGGACCGGCUUUCCUUCCCGUCUUUAAACAGUCUUUGUGCUGUUUGGAGCCAACAGGAAGGAAAGUCGCUCUCGCUUCACUACUGGGUCAAGAACACAAGCUCGUCUGGGCUCCGCUCGUAUCGCUGUGUGUUUGUGAACUUUUGUGCUGGUUCAGUGGGAGGUCUGUUCUUCUUCAUCACCUCCCGCUGGCCAGGUGACCAUUACUACUAAUUUAACCUAAAAUAAUAAAAACUGACAUUUCAAAUGAG
This is a messenger RNA of Betta splendens (Siamese fighting fish), 3094 nucleotides long. It is a transcript of the gene vps4a, whose product is annotated as vacuolar protein sorting 4 homolog A. Gene Ontology annotation, molecular function: ATP hydrolysis activity; ATP binding. The transcript is spliced from 11 exons. The record is from RefSeq and is a predicted model, not a curated record. The coding region runs from base 406 to 1716 and encodes 436 amino acids. Gene Ontology annotation, biological process: endosomal transport; vacuole organization. NCBI's taxonomy places the organism in Eukaryota, Metazoa, Chordata, Actinopteri, Anabantiformes, Osphronemidae.